Molecule: messenger RNA, 1023 nt
Organism: Lycium ferocissimum
Lineage: Eukaryota; Viridiplantae; Streptophyta; Magnoliopsida; Solanales; Solanaceae
Exons: 9
Coding region: 22-828 (268 amino acids)
Biological process (GO): SNARE complex assembly
Cellular component (GO): lytic vacuole; endosome
Molecular function (GO): SNARE binding
Source: RefSeq, a predicted model, not a curated record
AGAGGCACAAGUGGCAUAAAGAUGGGUGAUUUGUAUGCUUUGGAUUUUGACGGAGUUCUCUGUGAUAGCUGUGGAGAGAGCUCUCUUUCUGCUGUUAAGGCAGCUAAAGUGAGAUGGCCGAGUCUUUUCAAUGGGGUGGACUCUUCUUUGGAAGAUUGGAUUGUUGAUCAGAUGCAUGUGGUUAGACCUGUGGUGGAAACUGGAUAUGAAAAUCUCUUACUUGUGAGAUUGCUCUUGGAGUCAAGAAUCCCUUCUAUUCGCAAGUCUUCGGUUGCAGAGGGACUAACAGUUGAGGGAAUACUUGAGAACUGGGCAAAGCUUAAACCCAUUAUAAUGGCAGAAUGGGAUGAAGACAGGGAUUUUCUCAUAGAUCUUUUCGGUAAGGUUAGAGAUGAAUGGAUGGACAGUGAUUUGGCUACUUGGAUAGGUGCAAACAGGUUCUAUCCUGGAGUUCCUGAUGCACUGAAAUUUGCAAGUUCAAAGCUCUAUAUAGUCACUACAAAGCAGGGCCGCUUUGCAGAUGCAUUACUUAGAGGGCUUGCUGGGAUAACUAUUCCAGCUGAAAGGAUCUAUGGUCUUGGGACAGGGCCUAAAGUAAAAGUGCUUAAGCAACUUCAAGAAAUGCCGGAAAACAAGGGUCUGACCUUACACUUUGUGGAAGACCGACUUGCUACUUUAAAGAAUGUGAUUAAAGAGUCCGAGUUGGAUGGAUGGAACUUGUAUCUAGGGGAUUGGGGUUACAAUACUCAAAAGGAGAGGGAGGAAGCUGCUAGCAUUUCCAGAAUUCGCAUUCUCGAGCUCUCUGACUUCAGCAAUAAGCUGAAAUGAUCCUGUGUUCUUUCAAUUAACUUGCAUUAUUUUAAAACGAGAGGGUCUGCUGCAAUAUCCUCCGGUAUCCAUUAUUUUUUCAUACAGAAUUAUGUAUUGAUCAGCUUGCCUACUCUGCUCAUCCCAAUGUAUACACAAUUUAGUUUAUGGGAUGGUUUAUAUUAUGCUUGAAUUAAAAUAAUUUUAUGAUGAGAA